UCAGUGUGAUGAAGCAUCAUUCAUGCCAAAUUGAAAAAUAAAAUGCAAUUGAUGAUUUGACAUUUCAUUUUCAAUACAAUCUCGAGUGUUUGUAUGUUAGAUACUGCAUGAGAACAUGGAAGGACUCACAAUUACUAUUAAAUUGCUCGUGCAUGGAAAAGAAGUGGGCUGCAUCAUUGGGAAGAAUGGUGAAACCAUGCAGAAGCUCCGUAAGGAGAGCGGUGCUCUUAUUAAUAUUUCUUUAGGCUGCCCGGAGCGCAUCGUGAUUAGUGGUCGAAACGACUCGGUCUUUGAAGCUGUGGCAAUAAUUAUUGAUCAGAUUGAGAAUGUAAUUGUACGGGUCAUGCAAAUGAGUGCGUCAAAAGGGACGCCCCCUGUCACGUUGCGGCUAGUGGUGCCAUCCACCCAGUGUGGCUUCAUUAUUGGCAAGGGCGGUUGUAAGCUCAAAGAGAUCAUGAAGGAAAUCAUCUGGGCUCACAUAAAGGUGGAUGUUGAUAUGCUGCCCAACUCUAAAGAGAGAGCCGUUAAUAUCGCUGGGACUCCAGAGGCCAUCAACAUGUGUGUCCAUAAGAUUUGUGUGGUCAUGUUGGAGGUACAUGAUAGUUCUCUAGGAAGUUUCUUGGUGUUUUCAGACUUUUGUAACUCCAGUUACAAAAGUUAUUAAAUUAUAAUUCUUUUUCAUACUGAAGCCCUAAAUAUAGUUAUUUAAUGGUCAAUGAAUCAGCUAAUGAGAAGAGAGUUGCGUUCGACCAAUGAUGUGUCUGAAUUCUGUUUGGCGCAUCGCUUGCUUCCGGGUUCCUCUCACACACGUGAGAGUCGGGUAGUCUGCACGUGCGACAGAAAGAGAGCAGAUGUAGAUGAGGGAUUCCAGAGAAAUUUGAGGAAUAAGUUACUUGAAUACUGAGCUUUUACUCAAUAUUGAGAGAAAUGGAGACUAAAACCCUCUUCAGAGUAACGGUUGAACGAUUUGAAAUUGACUUUUGUUUUUGUUGCCUAUGGACUUGGUCUUCAUUCCUCCUGUGCCUGUGGGGUUGUUGGUUUACACACGAUAUGGGAAGCCAAAUUAUCUUUUAAUGUAGCCAGCACAUUACUCAUUGUAAUUAUAUUUUUACUAAUAAGAAUGAAAUUAAAGAGCUCUACAAUUGAAUUUUUAGUAACAAUUGAAUUACAGAGCUCUGCAAUUACACAUAUCUUUAAUGUGUAUUUUUACUAGUAAUAAAUCAAUUAAAGGCCAACAAGACGGAACCGCGCCAUCCCCGUACCAACCCAAGUCCUUUCAGUUUUAGGAUUUUUUGCAACCGGGACAUACCAGCAGUAAAUAGGCGACAAGUAACUAACUGUACUUUUUGUAAGGCAAACCUUAUUGAUUUUGACAUUCCUAUUCAUUUGUCAUAGGUCUGGGAUUUUACAGCCAUCCCUACUGCCAUAAUUCCUUACACUGUCGGAGAACAGGCCAAUAUUAAAAGGCAAUUUGCAGCAAUGUCCGGUUUCCCCAAUGUAAUCGGUGCAAUUGACUGCACUCAUAUUGCUACAAGGGCUCCAUAUGUAGAUGAAUUCAUUUGUGAAUCGCAAACAUGUGCAUUCAAUAAAUGUGCAAAUUAUAUAUAAUGUCGCGGCACGAUGGCCUGGUUCUACACAUGAUUCUCUUA
Misgurnus anguillicaudatus (oriental weatherfish) is the source of this 1649-nucleotide messenger RNA. The record is from RefSeq and is a predicted model, not a curated record. NCBI's taxonomy places the organism in Eukaryota, Metazoa, Chordata, Actinopteri, Cypriniformes, Cobitidae.